Messenger RNA from Sitophilus oryzae (rice weevil), 757 nucleotides. It is a transcript of the gene loj, whose product is annotated as transmembrane emp24 domain-containing protein 5. Gene Ontology annotation, biological process: intracellular protein transport; Golgi organization; endoplasmic reticulum to Golgi vesicle-mediated transport. Gene Ontology annotation, cellular component: endoplasmic reticulum-Golgi intermediate compartment; endoplasmic reticulum; Golgi apparatus. The record is from RefSeq and is a predicted model, not a curated record. Lineage: Eukaryota; Metazoa; Arthropoda; Insecta; Coleoptera; Curculionidae. The transcript is spliced from 3 exons. The coding region runs from base 26 to 748 and encodes 240 amino acids.
UGGGUUGCGUAAAUUUUUCAUAAACAUGGCAAGCUUUGUAGGUGAUGCCACGUUCAGUUGCAAUUUUUUUUUAUUUUUCCUCAGUUUUUUGAAUAUUAAAUAUGUUUUAUCUACAUCUCCUACAGCACCGUGGUACGAAGACCUUCCAGCCGUUGCAAUGGAUUACAAGGUCCAUAUAGACCCAGGAAAAGAGGACUGUUACUUUCAAUAUGUUAAUCCUGGAGCUACUUUUUAUGCCAGCUUUCAGGUAGUACGUGGUGGUGAUGGUAUGGCCGGAUUUGCUGUUAGAAAUCCUCAGGGCCAAAUAGUUCAUCCUUAUCAAUGGAAGUCCAAUAGUGAAUAUCAAGAGCAAGUUGUUGGUGAAGGAGGCUACUACUCUGUAUGUAUCGACAAUCAGUUCUCCAAGUUUGCAGGCAAGCUGGUAAAUAUCUAUUUAACAGUUGUUCGAUAUGACUUGUGGGAGAAAUACACCAAGGAAGUUGAGGAAUUGAAUAUGAAUAUGGAAAACUUUACGGCUUCAAUUACUGAUGUUGAAAAGAAUAUCAAUCAUAUGUUGCAGUACCAACAUCAUACAAGGGGCAGAGAGGCUUGGGAUAUGAACUUGUUAGAAGCUAACAACAAAUAUGUGGUACGUUGGUCUUUAAUUCAAAUUGUUGUAAUAGCUGCUGCUACUGUUGUUCAAGUUUAUUUUGUAAGAAAAUUGUUUGACAUUAAGACCGGAAGUGGUUAUAGUAAAUCUCGUAUAUAAAUUCACUUU